Messenger RNA from Apiotrichum porosum, 804 nucleotides. RefSeq lists its product as uncharacterized. The record is from RefSeq and is a predicted model, not a curated record. Lineage: Eukaryota; Fungi; Basidiomycota; Tremellomycetes; Trichosporonales; Trichosporonaceae. Bases 1 to 804 code for a protein of 267 amino acids. The transcript is spliced from 3 exons.
AUGUUCCGCAACAGCAUGUAUGACCAGCUCUUUCUCCACCGGGACAAGCGCCAGAGCAAACCCUAUAAUGACGACUUGAAGGUCAUCCUUGUGAGCCGCUCCUCUCCUUUUGAUUUUGUUCUGACCGUUCAGGAGGAAGGAGGCGAGCUGUAUGUGGACCCCAACGAGGACGGUAUCGGCGCCAUUCUCGUCGCCGCCGACGACAUGGUCCACCAAGGCCCCCACGCUUGCAUCACCUACCGUCCCAAGAACCCCCAGGCCUAUUCUCCCAACCACCUCGGCAAGCGCGUGCGCGACGCGGACAGCCUCGUCGACACCUUUACCCACGCUCGCGGUGGCAUUCCGGUGCUGGCCGUCGGCUGGCUCCAGCACUGCCGCAACCAGGGACGUGUGGUCGACCCAGAGGAGAACUGGGGCGGAUGGCGUGUGGUCAACGAGGACGAGAACGAGGACGAAGCCAGGGCCGACCGCCCCACCCAGCGUCUGCCCGCCGAGCUCUUUUGGCGCCGCGGCCGCAGCAUCCACUUUGCGCUGGCGGGCGAGCUCACCUCGAUCGUGCGCGACCUCGAAGCCCACGGCGGCAAGGUGGUCGACAUCCAGGACGAGCCAGACUUCAUCCUCGUCGAUGCCCCGCCCCGCCAGCUCUUUGACGACAAGCGCUGGGUGCAGCGUCUCCAGAAUGCAGCCACCACCACCGACACGCGCAUCGUCUCCGUGCUCUGGUUUACCCACUGCAUGGAACUCGGCGACCGCAUCCCGACCGACAAGUAUGCCAUCAAGCUGCCCACCGUUGGCAAGCGCUAG